Symbiodinium sp. CCMP2592 is the source of this 1536-nucleotide messenger RNA. Lineage: Eukaryota; Dinophyceae; Suessiales; Symbiodiniaceae. The record is from the annotation of a GenBank genome assembly.
AUGCGGUACUUGUCAGAUGAUUCCCUGGCCCUCUUGGACGUUGCUCCUGCAGUGAAAGAGCUGAGCGUGCUCGAUAUGUGCUGUGGCGGCGGUGUGCAGGGCCUGUCUGCCUUGCGUCGUGGUGCCCGAGAUGUGACCUUCGUAGACGUGAAUCCCCGUGCCAUCCACUUCGUGCACUUCAACUUGGCCAUAAACGGCCUUGACACGGAACGCUGCCGCUUGCACCUGGGAAAUACCUUCGACGCCCUACCUGCCGCAGAGGAGAAGUUCGACCUCAUCUUGUCCAAUCCGCCUUUCUUGCCCAACCCGGACAACAUCGCAUCACAGGCUGUCGCUGCCUACGGCAAUGGUGGCGCUUCAGGAGAGGAGGUGCUUGAGACCAUCGUGGCCGGCUGCCCGAAUUGGCUGAAGCCAGGCGGCCGGUUGUGGCUUGUGACCUACGCGCCGAAUAUCGAGGAGAUGCCUCAGCGUCUCCAGCGCUACCUCGGAAGCCAACCAGCCGAUGUCACAGUGGCCGGUGGUGCAUUGAAGGAUGCCCGGGACUUUGUGCCAGCUGCGAGCCAGGUGGAGCUCAUCUGCUACCAGUGGGCCUUGUCCAAGCAGGGCAUCCGCAACUUGGCCCACGCGCUCGCAUUGCUGGAGCUGCGCGAUGCCGGCUCGGAGAGCUCCGCGAGGAGUCGCUACCACAAGGAUCACCAUGCCAUGUCGUCCUUGGUUCAUCUUUCUCCAGAUCUCCAGGAUCGAGUCCUGACGUACAUUGACAAUACAAAGGUCUACUUCAUGAAUGCCCGGUCGAAAUCUGGCUACUUCGUCUCGGCUUGUGAUAAAGCCAGGAGGGGUGCCCUCGAUGAGAAAGGGAUUGGAGCUGUCGAUCCCUGGAAGGACCAUCUUCUCUCCAUUGCUCGGCCGCAAGUUCGUCCAAUCGAUCUCGUCCCAGAGGCAGAGUGGCUCGAACGCUUCCCAGAUGCGUUGGAGUUCAUCAUUGGUGUCCCUGCUGAUGAGAAAGUUCAAGUCUCUUACAUCCGCUUGUCGCUUCUGUUGAGCCACACCAUCGCUUCCGUCAAGAAGAAGCUUGCGGACAUAGGGAUCCGCAUUCCGAUCCCCAAGAUGCGGCUCCGUGAGGCGCGUGUGGGCUUCAUGGCAGACGAGAGGACGGGGAACCGUUUGGAUGGCCUCCGGACGCCGCAGACCGCAGUGGAGCUCGCCGGCACCAACGACUACGAGCUCCUCUGCAUGAGGCUUUCCGCUAGCCGCUGGAAGCCCAUAGAGAGCUUGGAUAGCACCUGCAUCCACACCUGGGGCGACCUGCGUGCGAGCCUGGAGGAGCUGGUCGGGUACCGCGGAGGCUCUAGCAGAUUGGGCGUGGUCCAUCUUUUCAUCCUGUACAGGGAUGAGGAGCCCGUGCUGAUCAAAGUUGGGAAAGUGGCGUGGUCGCUACUCUUCAGCGACACCUCCAUUCCCUUGUCCGCCUUGUCCAUUAUGUUGAACGAUUACCGGCUCAGUUUCUCUGGGUUCGAUGCGGCACACUACAGAUAG